Messenger RNA from Loxodonta africana (African savanna elephant), 30390 nucleotides. RefSeq names its product cyclin dependent kinase 7 (gene CDK7). Bases 44 to 1084 code for a protein of 346 amino acids. The transcript is spliced from 12 exons. NCBI's taxonomy places the organism in Eukaryota, Metazoa, Chordata, Mammalia, Proboscidea, Elephantidae. The record is from RefSeq and is a predicted model, not a curated record. Gene Ontology annotation, biological process: protein phosphorylation; positive regulation of transcription by RNA polymerase II. Gene Ontology annotation, molecular function: RNA polymerase II CTD heptapeptide repeat kinase activity; cyclin-dependent protein serine/threonine kinase activity; ATP binding. Gene Ontology annotation, cellular component: transcription factor TFIIK complex; cytoplasm; nucleus.
UUUUUGGAGCCUUACGUUUUCGGAGUCAGGCUUCACGCGCCGAAUGGCUUUGGACGUGAAGUCGCGAGCAAAGCGUUAUGAGAAACUGGACUUUCUCGGAGAGGGACAGUUCGCCACAGUUUACAAGGCCAGAGACAAGAACACCAAUCAAAUUGUCGCCAUUAAAAAAAUCAAACUUGGACAUAGAUCAGAAGCUAAAGAUGGUAUAAAUAGAACAGCCUUAAGAGAGAUUAAAUUAUUACAGGAGCUAAGUCAUCCAAAUAUAAUUGGUCUCCUUGAUGCUUUUGGACAUAAAUCUAACAUUAGCCUUGUAUUUGAUUUUAUGGAAACUGAUCUAGAGGUUAUAAUAAAGGAUAAUAGUCUUGUGCUGACACCAUCACACAUCAAAGCGUACAUGCUGAUGACUCUUCAAGGAUUAGAAUAUUUACAUCAGCAUUGGAUUCUACAUAGGGAUCUAAAACCAAACAACUUAUUGCUAGAUGAAAAUGGAGUUCUAAAACUGGCAGAUUUUGGCCUGGCCAAAUCAUUUGGGAGCCCCAACAGAGCUUAUACACAUCAGGUUGUAACCAGGUGGUAUCGGGCCCCUGAGUUACUCUUUGGAGCUAGGAUGUAUGGUGUGGGUGUGGACAUGUGGGCUGUCGGCUGUAUAUUAGCAGAGUUGCUUCUAAGGGUUCCUUUUUUGCCAGGAGAUUCAGACCUUGAUCAGCUAACGAGAAUAUUUGAAACUUUGGGCACACCAACAGAGCAACAGUGGCCUGACAUGUGUAGUCUUCCAGAUUAUGUGACAUUUAAGAGCUUCCCUGGAAUCCCAUUACAGCACAUCUUCAUUGCGGCAGGUGACGACUUGCUAGACCUCAUACAAGGCUUAUUCCUGUUUAAUCCGUGUACUCGAAUUACAGCCACACAGGCAUUAAAAACUAAGUAUUUUAGUAAUCGGCCAGCCCCUACACCUGGGUGUCAGCUGCCAAGACCAAACUGUCCAGUGGAAACUUUAAAAGAGCAACCAAACCCAUCUGUGGCAACAAAACGGAAAAGAACCGAGGCUUUGGAACAAGGAGGAUUACCCAAGAAACUAAUUUUUUAAUUACAGGGAACACUGGACAGUAUUUCACUGCUGAAGGAGAUAGUGAGAAAGGCAAAUGAUGGAAAAAUAGUAAAUAUUAAGCAAAUGCUGUAGAACUGAAUUUGUAAAUAUUCUAUACAUGUAAAAUAUAUGAAACUUUGGGUUUUUAUUAAAUGUAUUUUAAAAUAAAUUUAAUUCUGGUUUUCUGAUUAGAGUGAUAAGUGAAAUAAGUUCAGUUCUUUGAGAUAUAGUUUAGUCUCUUUUCGGUUUCUCUCAAUUAUCAAAAAAUGCAAUGUUUGUAUGCAUAUGUAAGGAUCUCUCUAAGGUAUGUACCUAGACUUGUAAUUGUGACACCGUAAGGCAUAUGCACUUUCUAUUAAUGUGUCAAUAUUGCCGUAUUUCUCCAGCAGUUGUAUCAGUUUACACAACAAAAAAGCUACCUUCUGUGUUUAAAUUUUACUGGCAAAAUUUGUUAUAACAAGUAUAAAUCCAUAAUACAGAUUGUUUUGUAGUUUCUAUUUAAAUUUUAUAUUUAUCCCCUUAUGUAAAAGUCCAUUGAGUUGAAAAGAAUAAGGCCAAACUUCUACAGAAGCAUCAGGCACUCACUUUGUGAAUGUGGACUUCUCCAGUUGUACCACUCAGAAAUGAGUGUUCACAAAGGAGUUUUUGGCAUUACUAAGACAAUGGGGUGGCAGUUGAAACAAAUAGUUAAGAUGUAAUUUUGGGGAUAUCUGUAGAUUUCAUGUCUUCAUGCUGUCCCAUAAAACAACUAUAGAAUAUUACAGACCUCAAUGCUAAGCCCAAGAAAGCCUAUUAGAGGACAGAGUAAUCCUUAGUUAGAGGGUCUUGGCAUGGGAGGGGUUAGAUCCUUGACUCCAAAACUUGACCUAACAUCAGGGUCACCUGGGAGCAUUUUAAUUAGGAAAAAUAACCCAAGUUAUAUGUAUACAGUUUAAAAAGAAAAAGUGGAAUUGUCUUUCCACUCCUGACCUUUGCAAGCUCCCCUCUACAGAAGCAGCUACUAUUAAGUUUCUUUUGUUUCCUUCUAAAGAUAUUUUGUGCCUGUAGAAGCUGUAUGUACCUCCACUCACACAUUUUUUAAUGUUUAUUAGGAGAACAACAGGUUACAACUCAGGAUCGGGGCCAACUCAGAAUACACUUCUUAGAUCAGGACAGCCUCUUCUCAGCCGUGCCCACAAGCAGGCCUCUCUCUAGCCCUCAGCCCCUCAGUCCAGGCUCUGCCCUGCUGGGGCAAGUGUUACAAAGCUCCUUAGCUCUACUGGUAGGUGCCCAGAGGCACCCCACUUCACCAGUAAGCCUUGGCCCAAAGGCAUUCAGCUCUUUAGCUUCAUGGGUCAGCAAGCCUAGCUCUGCCGACAAGUGCCUGGAGGCACUCCACUCCGCCAGCAAGCCUCCUCUCUCCAAAGGUACUAAGCUUUCUCGUGCUGUGGGCUGGGAAGCUCACUGCGCUGUCUCCUGCUGGUCUCCUGGUUUUGGUACCUCUGUGCCACCAUUUCCCUGCCAGUGCUUCUCACCAGCCCUUGCCAUCUCCAGUGUUACAGCUUUCACUGUCUCUUGGGUCUAGAAGGUUCUCAUCUCAGGGAUCCUGGGUCCAAAGGACAGGCUCCACUCCUAGCUCUUCUUUUUUGGUGGUAGUAAGGUUCCCCCCUUUCUGCCUCUGGGAUGGCUCAUUUUAAGGCUAGCAGGAUGACAAAACUGACCAAUCCUUUCAUUAGGGUUCCAUAUACCUCAUUUGCAUGGUCCCACCCCCACAAGCGUGCCAUGUACCUUAUUUACAUUAUUAACAAGCUAUCCAAUUCCCUUGGUGGGCUACAUUAGGGUGCCAUAUGUCUCAUUUGCAUAGUCCCACCCAAUCUUUACAAAUACGCCAGGCGCUCCUUGGAAACUGUAUGGGGCAGUUCUACUCUGUCUUAUAGGGUAGCUGUGAGUCAGAAUCGACUCGAUGGCAGUGGGUUUUGUUUUUACCCAAUCUUUUGGUGAGAGUUGUAAGACCAUAGCUGGAAAGGCAAUAUAAAGGCAAUACAGUGCACCACACAUAGCUAGAAUGAGUUUUGUUUAUGAUUAUACUUGAUUCCACAAAUUGAUUUCCAUUCAGUACUGGAUAUAUUCCCUAAUUACUGCUUUUGCGGGGGGAGGGCUAAAUUUUAAUUUUUAUUGAAAAAUAAACAUGCAGCUAAGACUGCAUUUUAGGCAAGUUAGUGGUGAAACAAAGUUUAAAAAGCAAGAAACAGAGAAAAAAUGUUGCUAUACCAGCAGUACAAAUAGAGUCUGGAUAAUACACCAUUAUGCAGUAGUACAACUUUAAAUACAUACUGUUAACUGUCCAUGGUCUAUGCAACGAUCAGCUCCAUACUUCAAUACAACUUCUCAAAAGUGGUAACAUCUACACAGCCCUUUUUGGUAUUGUUAAAUAAUCUCAAAUCACCCCUUUCCUUACCUUUUAUGUUAAAUAAUUACAUAAACAAGGUCUAUGUAUAGUUUAUAUUCUAUUUCAUUGAGCUGGUGGUACUAUUCUGCUUUGAUUAAUGUAGCUUUAUAUUACUAUCAGGACAAUACAUUUUAACAUCUGAUAGCAGUAGUUUCCCAUCAUUCAUCCUUUUUUCAAAAUGUAUUUGUUAAGCUUUCUGCUUUUAUUAAUGCCAGCUAAAAUAUCCUUUAACACAACUAUAAAUGACUUGUAUUGCUAUCUUAUAAACCUAAUGUUAUCUAUUUAAGUAGUAUUCACAUAGCCAACUUUUUUCACUAUAGAUCAUUAGUUUUAUAACUGCUGACAUCUCCUUUGACAUAUUGUAAUGCUGUUAACAUAGUAAUAUUCUUAAAAGUUAUUAAAGAUUAUUACCACGUGUCUCAGUUAUCUAGUGCUGCUGUAACAGAAAUACCACAAGUGGAUGGCUUUAACAAAGAGAAAUUUAUUCUCUCUCAGUCUAGGAGGCUAGAAGUCCAAAUUCAGGGCACCAUCUCCAGGGAAAGGCUUUCUCCCUGUGUGCUCUGGGGGAAGGUCCUUGUCAUCAAUCUUGCCCUGCACAAGGAGCUUCUCAGCACAGGGACCCCAGGUCCAAAGGGCAUGCUUCCCCGCUCCCCGCCCUGUUCUUCACUCUCAGUGGUAUGAGUUCCCCAUCUCUCUGCUUUCUCUCUUUUGUAUCUCAAAACAGAUUGACUCAAGAUACAACCUAAUCUUGUUGAUUGAAUCCUGGCUGGUUAACAUAACUGCCUCUAAUUCUGCCUCAUUAACAUCAUAGAGAUGAUAGGAUUUACAAUACCUAGGAAAAUCAGAUGACAAUAUGGUAGACAACCACGCAAUAUUGGGAAUAGUGGCCUAGCCAAGUUGAGACACAUUUUUGGGGGAUAUAGUUCAAUCCAUGACACUAUGUAACAUUUGUAGACAAAACUAAAUGGCCUAAAAUUCAGCAUCAACACCAAAAAGUUAAUUCAAAAUGGUCUGAUUGCUGGAAUUCUGUGCAGACCUAGUUACAAAAUGUCACCAUUCUGACAAAAAAAAAAGUCUACGUAGGUAACCAGCAAUGACUCUGUAUAUACUUCUGCCAAAGUCCCACCAUCAUAAUUUUUUUAUUUACAUUAACUUAAGGAAAUUUUUAUUACUUUACAUGGAAAAUAGAAAAAUCCUGAAAAAGGCAAAUAAAACAAGAUAAAUAUUUUUAAAAAAUUAACAUCAGUCAAUCCUAGGCAUUAUUACUUCUUAAGAUGAGUAAUUUACAUUGGUAUGUUGUUGCUUUAGCCAAUUUAAUAUCCUAUAAUAUCUCUAUAAAGCAAACCCCCUGCCAUUGAGUUGAUUCCAACUCAUGACCAUGUAAGACAGAGUAGAACUGGCCCAUAGGGUUUCCAAGGAGCAGCUAGUGGAUUUGAGCUACUGACCUUUUGGUUAGCAGCCGAGCUCUUAAACCACUGUGCCACCAGUGCUCCAUAAUAUCGCUAUACAAAAACAAAAACCUGUUGCCAUCAAGUCAGUUCCGACUCAGAGCAACCCUAUAUGGCCAAUCUAAAUAAUUUUUUCUUACAAAUUUUUUUUUUUUUUAAAGAUUUUAGAAAACUGAAAAACUAAUAAAAUAUAUUAAUAUAACAAAUAAAAAAACAACACAGUAUACCAAUAAAUUUCUUGUAAAAUAUGUUCCCAUAACAUUUGAUUAUUUAAGCUGCCUCCUAAAAUUCAGAAAUACCUGGAAAACAUACAAUUUCUCAAGAUGUGGCAAUAUUCAAAACAUGAUACCUGAUGGCAAAGAACGGGACUUUUUAAGAGUUCUCGUGUAGUUUUGAUCUGUUUGAGGGUGCUGGGCUGAACAAAUGCAGCCCAGAGAAUUAAACAUUUGGACGUUUGAAUAUAUAGGAUCAUGCACAACAGACAAUUCUGAAGUUUUAUGCCAGGGGUCUUUGAAUGGAAGCAUCUCUUUCAUAGGAGUUUUUUCUUUAGUUUGUUUUGAGGCAGUGUCUUUGUCUUCCAGUGCCCGAGCAAGCAUAUAACUAACUUUUCUUUGAUGGGCCAGAGCUUCUUCUUUAUCAUUCAACUGCAUGAACACAGAUUAAAAAUAUACCAGUUAGUCAAUAAGUCACAGAAUAUAUAGCUACAUUCAGCAAAAGAAAUAGUAUUUUAUAAAAAUGUUCAAUCCUCAAAUUUGUCAAGUGACUCAAUGUGAAUUAAUUAGGUUCCACCAGUUCCCAAGCAUGAUGCUAAAUGUUAUCGAGGGUUUUUUUUUUUUUUUUUUUUUUUAAAGAAAGAAGACAGUGUUCCUUUUAUUGCAAAUCUCAUAAGUCAUCUGGGGAGAGAAAAAAAGAUAUAUAUUUUCUGUUGUUGCCUGGUGCCGUCAAGUUGAUUUUCAACUUAUAGGGACUCCAUGUGACAGAGUGGAACUGCCCCCAUAGGGUUUUCUUGGCUGUAAUCUUCAUGGGAGCAUAUCACCAGGUCUUUCCUCCCGCCAAGCCGCAACUGCCAGCCUUUCCAUUAACUAAAAUAUCAACAUGUACUUAAUCUCUUAAGAGAACAUUUUACUUUUUAAUAUAUAAAACUGUUUAUAUUUUAUAUAUAAACAUAAUUUUAACCCUCCUUCUAGAGGCAAAUACGUUGAUAUAAUGUGAGUCUCGCGGUGUCUUAGUUUAAUAAUCUAUGAAAGGGGGAUAAUAGAACUGAUUUGGGGGUUCCGGUAAUGAUCAAAGGAUAUAAUAUGUGGGGGAAUGGCAUUAAAAACUUCUAAAAUGCCUGAAUGAAUAGGUCUUGUCAUGAACUGUAUAUACAAAUGCAGAGGAAAAGGCUAACUGGAGUUAUGGGAGACCCCUCUUUUCAGAGGGAGAGCUUUAACCCUGCACAGAGAAAAUAUGGAUCGGAAAAGUGAGAACAACAUUCAAAGAGUUUAAGGAAACUCUUUAAGAUCAUGAAUUUGGAGGACGGUACUCCAGCUGGGAAAAGGGCAAGAAAGUCAAGUAUAGAGCAGCAAAGAGUUGAAUAUUAAUAGGAAACAGAUUAGCUUAACCACCACCUCUAACAGAAAGCAAAAAUACAAAUACAAACCAAAUCUAUUAGCAUCUUAAAGACUUCUUGAGGAUUAUCCUGGUCUUCAGUCCUCUUCCAACUGUUUUCUGAAGGGAGCAUACCCAGCAGUUUCUGCCCCAAGGUUUUCUUACUCCUUUGUGAUAGAAAGCCUAAAAUUGAACAUGAAAAUUCAGCUGAAACAUAAAAAUACAAAACUGAUAUACUUCCAGAAAAAUAGGUAACUAUGAACCCAGGUUAAUUAAUUCCUGAAUCAGUCAGGAGUUGUCUUCUUCAGGAGACCUUUACGACAGUUGAGUCAGGCAGCAGAGUGUAGUGCAAAUAGCACAGAUUUGGGGCCAGGACAUCAAACGCAGGUGGGAGGGCCACGGUGUGAGAAAAACCAAGAGCUCUGCCUUGCCUUAUUGGCACAGCUACUACUCGACUCCCACUGAGAGCUGCCUAGUGAGAAUGCAAUCCGUAUUACCACAUCAUCACAAUCUUCACAAGAGCUAGAAAUCCAGGUUUUUAUGUGAACUCUAUUUUAAAGGUUAGCCACUAAUCCACAUUAUUUGAAAACACUAUGCAAAACAUGUCCGCAGGCCACCCAAGGUAUCUGAGCCUUGCAGACUGCUUUAGAGCCAGGAAGAUCUAAGUUUAAAUCCUCAUUUAGCCACUUACUAGCUGUAUGAUCUUGGAUGAGUUAAAUCCUCUGAAUUUCAUUUUCCCCACUUCUACAGUGGGAAUAUUACCUACUUGGCAUUACCGUGACAUUAAAUAUAACACAGGUGUGGAAACACCUGGCCCAGGUAUUGGCAUAAUGUUUAAUACUGCACGUCUCCUGAAACAUGUACACUGAUGUCUUUCCAUAGUAAGGAUGAAUUUGUAGCAGAAGGUACAAAAUUUGUAGAUUUAAACUAAGAAGCCUUGGUGGCACAGUGGUUAAGAGCUUGGCUAGCUAACCAAAACGUCAGCAGUUAAAAUCCAGUCGCUCCUUGGAAACCCUAUGAGGGUGUUCUACUUUGUCCUAUAUAAGUCAAAAUCAAGUGGGUGGCAACAGGUUUGAGUUUUGGUUUUGAAGCAAAGAAAAUUUCAAGAAUGUCUUUUAAAAAAGAAAUGCAUUUAUAACCUCUCUCUCAGAACUUGUCUAAUAAUCUGUUAUAGCAAGAAGAAAAGUUGAUACUGUGUUAACCAAACAUAAAAUCACCUGUAACAAUCAUAACUGUACCUCUUCAGAUUACUGAAAUACGCUAAUAAAAGGUUAUCACUAAGAAACUUAGAAAGAGCUGCUGAAACUGGUAUGGACUUGUCAAAGCUUUUCUGAGAUGAACUGGUUAUUCGAAAGGCUGCUUCCUGUCUUGGUGCCUCACUGAGACGUAAAGGAUUGGGGCUGUAGUUCCCAGAGCUGUGUUUUCUAUGGAAAAAUUGCCGAGGUUUGUCAACUGCUGAGAAAGACAGGGAUUCUGGAAUAUUUCAGCCCUUACUCAGGUGCUGAAAUGAAUGUGAAUCUACCCCUUAAGAAAAACCUUGGCUUUGUCUACAUGCCCAUUGCCAUUUGAGUCAAUUCCAACUCAUAACGACCUAUAGGACAGAGCAGAACUGCCCCAUAGGGUUUCUGAGGUGUGGCUGGUAGACUCAAACUGCCAACCUUUUUGGUUAGCAGCCAAGAUCUUAAGCCAGUGAGCCAUGAGGGCUCCAAUGCCUGUAUAGUACUAUAUGGCAUACUUCCAUGCAAAGUUGGGGGUUUCCCAUACAGGUGACAGAAUGUCACAGGCAAAUAAGAUUAUUUUUCCCUCCUUUUCCUCUCUCUCCCAUCACUUUUCCUCCCCAUCUAAACAAAAAACCUGAUUUCCAAAGGGAUCUGCUUUCAAUUAACAGCACAAUGCCAUGGCUGCCCUGGAUAGUGCUAACAGUUAAGUCAUGCUGGACUACUAGCCGAAAAGGUUGGCAGUUUGAAACCACCCAGAGGCACCUCAGAAGGCAAGCCUGGCAAUCUGCUUCUGAAAGGUCACAGCCCUGAAAACCCCAGGAGCAGUUCUACUCUGCACGCAUGGGGUCACCACGAGUCAGAAUCGACUAAUGACAUCAAAUAACACAAUGCCAAAGCUGCCCUCAAAGAGUAUAUACCAUUGAAAAUUUUGCAAUACAGGUCCUAGCAAGGGCCUAGCUGAGAGAAGUGCUUGGGGAAAAUCACCCACAUAUAUGUCGUCCAUGGUAGUCUUAGUGUUUUCCAACAAUUCCUAAAAAGCAAAAUACAUGGACCACUUUAGCUUUUUUCCCUGGUAAAAUCACCUACUCUGAGUUGGACUUUAUACCUUCAGCUUUUGUCAAGAAAUUAUUAUAAAAAGCCAUAUAAAAAUUGAUUUUGUAUUUAUUAUAAAUUGUUGCUGAGGACUUGGUCAUUAUAUUUGCUCAAUGGCCUCUGUAAGUAUAAUGUCAGAAAUUACUUUUAGAAUUUAAUGUCACGACAAAUGUAGACUGCCUUUUUGAGAAUGAGAAUUGUAAACAUAUUUUCUCUUUUGCUCUGACUUCUAUCUGAUGAACACUGUAAAUAGAUAGCUUUUACCUACUUUCAGAGCUGUGAUUUACUACUUCCAUUUUUCAUUAUCCCUAUAAGCCACUUCUUACUUUGUCAGGAAAGAGAUGGGGUAAAGUUUAGUUAAUGAUGCUAAAAUCUAUGAGAGGUGACCCAUAUAUUAUUACUAAAACAUACUAAAAAAAAAAUACUGCUUAAGAAUAAAUAUUUCAAACAAAAUAAGUAUCUACUAUUAAAUAUUUUUAAUAUUAAAAGAUGCUUAUGAGUCCUGAAGUUCACCUGACUGUAAAAGAUACUGGAAUAAGGAUUACGAAUUUGAAAUAUAAAAAAAAAUCUAGAAAUAGUCAUGUCAGAACUUAGAUGCUAAAACAUUUAUACUUAUUAUAAACUUCAAUUUAAUUUUUCUUUACUCAUAAAUGAUUUCAAAUUGUAAUUUAUUUGACAUUUCUUAAUUGGCAUUUUUAAUUGAAAUGGAAAAAUACUGAUAAAUGAAAAUUGAUAUUGAGACAAACUAAAAUUUCUACAGCCUAAGAGCUACUUUGUUUAUAUGGAAUCUAUUUCAACAAUAAUAUUAUUUGUUGUGCUAUUUUUAUAUGUUUUGUUUACAGUAAUACAAUAAUACUAAAAAAGAUCAUGAAUUUUUGAUAGGUUUGUGAACCAAAACCUACAUUUAAACUUCUAUUUCAUUUUUUAAAAAAAAUUUAUAUUCCUAACACAAGAUUUUUUUCUCUACCCCUAAAUAUCUCUUCCAGAAUCACACAUUUCAAUAAAGUUUAAUUAGAUUAAAAAAAAAUUUUUUUAAUCUAAUUAAAGUUUAUUAAUGUUGAGUUUUACUGUCAUUUUCAAUAUUAUUUCCUUCUUGGCCAUUCCUCUUUAAUCAUUUAGCACUCUUAUAAAUUUUGUCUGCUAAACCUAAGUCUUUUUUUUUUUCUUUGUGAUUCUCUGUAUUUUUUCAAACACCAAACCUGGUCUUAAUGGAGUCCUUGGAUGGCACAAAUGGUUAAGCACUCAACUACUAAACCAAAAGGUUGGCAGUUCGAACCCACUUAGAGGUGCCUUGGAAGACAGACCUGGUGAUCUGCUUCUGAAAGGUGACAGCCUUGAAUGCCCUGUGGAGCAGAUCUACUCUGCAUACAUGGGGUUGCCAGGAGUCGCAAUCAACUCAGUGGCACUAACAACAAACCUGGUCUUGUUUAAAUUAAAUAGAAGAAUACUAAAAAAGAGAUUCUCCUGUUAUUUUAUUUUGUUGAUCCCAGUAGCUCAUCUGCAUCUUAACAUUCAAUGUCCCCGUUUUCUCCACAGUUGUUAAAUUUUAAAUAAGUCACAACUAUAAGUGAAUAAUUGUAGCUAUAUUAUCCCAUGUGGGUUUAACUAUGCCCAAUUAAAUCAUAUAAUUAGUGUUGAUUAUAAAAAUAACCAAAAACAACUAAAGUACAUCUGAUUGUUGCCAUUGUAAUUCAUAGUUACCAUCUUCUUUAAGGUGCUUCCAAUUUAUCUGUUUUGCUGCUUUUUUACACAUUUUAUCCAUUUGUGUCAAUCUUAGUGCCUGGUCAUUUUUCCUCAUUAAUUGUUGCUCAAAUGCAAUUCUGAAUGCGUCUGCCAUUAUGUAAGCUUCUUCUUUACUCUUCUGUAAAAGUUCCAACUGUUUUUGAAAAAAAGUUUGGGAGGUAUCAGAGGCAAAACCAGAACAAUUCUUGCCUGAAUGCUGAGUUUGACUAGCAGUCUCCCUGUUUCCGGUCACACUCAGUGCCUAGCACAGGUCUAUUGCCUUUCAUCUACUUAGACUAAUUAGUACUUGCUGAUUCUCUUCUGCAGUAGCUGCCCACUCUGAACUAGAUCACCAGCAGUUUCCCUUGCGGUGCCUCCCUGCUACUCUAACUCUUGGACCUCACUACUCUAGACUGGCCCUGUGUGCGUCCUGCCCAAAUUCCAGGAGGAAGGGCCCCAUGAGAAAGAAUAGAGGAUGGCAAAGGCUACGUUAGAAUUCUGCCUCGUGUCAUUCCAGACAGUAACACCAAAAAUAAUUGUGAAUGCCACCUUUGAAUACCUCCCAUAGCUGACCCUGACUCUCAUCUAUGUCAUCUUAUGCUCAUAACCAUACUUUCUUUUAUUCUCGGUGAAUUGCUAAUGUUUAGCUGCUAGCUUUCUCUAUUCUCUGAAGCCUUUAAUUCAAAUUCCCUACCUUUAGUAAAGGUAAAAUGUUUUAGAAUUACAGUUCAUGUACUGUAUUUGUAAUUCAAGCCUAAUUAUGAUGGCAGCUACCACUUGAUUAAAUGUCUGACAUGUAUAUGGCACUGUGCUGAACACUAUAUGUCUAUUUAUUCCAUUACCCAUAACAACAUUCUAAGGUAGUCACUGCCCUCCACUUAUCAUAUGAGAAAACUAAGACUUAACUUCUCCAAAGUCACACAGCUAGGAAAUGAUGGAGCUAUGAUUCAAACCUAGGUCUGUCUGGCACAAAAGUUAUUUCCCCUAUACCCUGCUGCCUUUCUGAUACCUGUUUAUCUUUCUGUUAAUCAAUGUCAUUUCUUCUAGUGGUUUUAAGAAACAUAAAUGCACCUUUUUCUUCUAUUACACAGUAAUUUAAGGGCCAUGUAUAGAUAACAGAAAUAUGAAUUUAGGAAAUAUUGACGACAAACUUAGGUAAGCAACUGGACCUGGCUUCACAGAUGUUAUGCCAAACACUAUGUGUACUCUGAAACCAUGUAAACAAAACCUGGUUUAUAAGCUAAUUCUAUCUUAUAAAACUAAGAAUUCCAUAGACAAUGAUUACUAAAAUGAAGUUAGUUACUGCAGAUACUUCCAUUUAUUCUACUAUUAAUAGAGAAACAAAUCCAAAGCUUUGGCUGUUCUGAUAAUGCAGUACCUCUUGUUUCAACUGAAGAAGCAGUUUGCGAGUAGAUGCUGCCAUUUUGGCGCAGGAACAGGGGCUCCCUCCAGGACCAUGGCAAAGGCAGGCUCCAAGGACUGCAAGCUUUAAAUCCAAAAGCAUUACUCCCAUUGCUAACUGACUGUCCCACUGCUUUAGUACACUAAACACAAGGGCACCCACACACAAUCCCAGGCACAUUACUACUCAAACAUCUGAUCCAAAGAAACUGGAAAAGGGAAAAAAAAAAAUAGGAGAAGGCAAGCUAAGACCAGGGUUUAAGGAUCCAGGUGACAUUAAUCACAAAUGAGGAAAGACUUAUUACUUGGACAAAAAACAUAAAGGAAUUCUUUCUUCCUUCUUUUCACUCUUAAAAUCUUUAGCCUUGACAUCAGUCUCCUAGUUAUGAGUCCUUAACACUCACAUCCACAGUGUGGGUCUCCUGAGACUGGGCUAUUCCCUGAUGCCAGCAUUCACACUGCCACUUCCCUCCAGGGAGAGCUGUGUGCUCAGAAAUAAGGGGUGAGUUUUAAUGUUAAUGAAAAAAACACAAUCUUCCCCACCCCUAAGAAAAUACUGUAUAAUCCUGUAGUAUGUUCUUACGUAUGUGUUAGCCACUCCACUGUUUGGAGUUCCUUGUGGCCCUGAUCCCUCAAAAUCUAUGCAUCACAAUGAAGAAAACAGUCCAUACAUGGGUCCUUCCUGGUUGACCACCGUAGCUGGGAUAAAAGUAAGUGGUUUACUUCUUUGACCCAUUUUGGCAACUAACCACAAGUUAAUUUCACAGCAUAUUCCAAUUCCUACCAAUAUGAAGGGGGCAGUCUUGCAACAUAUUGUGCCGUAUCUUUUAAAGUUUCUUGUGGAACUUAUUACAUUGUCUAAGCUUCCCCUUGCUGUAAAGUUCACAUGGACAGGCUGAUUUAAAAUAUGAUCCUGUUUUAGAGACCUUUAGAGAGGAAGCUUCCAUUGCCUCCCUUAGCAUAAAGACCAUUUCAGAAAACUCUUCCUCAUACCAAAGAUAACUGUGAAGCAGAGUUAACUCUCAGUUGACUGGACAAAUGGUGAACAUGUGGCAAAUUGGUAAUAUCCCUUUUUACUUUCCCACUACUCACAGUUGCCACUUGCCAAAGUUGCCAAGAGCAGCUAAGACCUGGGAAGGGCCAAUAUAAAAAUGUGAGGCUUUGGCAAGGACUUUUGAAUCCUAAUUCUACUUCUUUGUCUUGGCUCUUCAUCAACUGGGUCAGGGUCCUCUUUGGCCUAAAGCACCCUUUUCCUGAGUGUUCUCUCAGUUGAGCUUUUUUUGUUUAUCCUUCUUGCUAUGACACUAGUUUUCCACCCAUGGCAAUCAAUAGAGCAGAGUGUUCUUGAAAGCACAGACUUUAAACCCAGACUACCUGGGUACAAAUCCCAGUGCCACCACUUACAAGCUGUGUGACAUUAGACAAGUUACUUAACCUCUCUGUGCCUUGUUACCUCAUUUGUAAAGAGGGAUUAUAAUAGUACCACCUCAUGGUGUAGUUGUGAGAAUUAAAUGUAUAGCACUUAAAACAAUAUCUGAAACUUAUUAAGGAGCCCUGGUGCAAUAGUGGUUAAGUGCUUGGCUGCUAGCCAAAAGGUCAGCAGUUCAAGUCCACCAGCCACUCCUUGGAAACCCUUUGAGGCAGUUCUGCUGUCAGAAUCGAUUCAACAGUAAUGAGUUUUUGGUUAGUAUGCGUGUGUUUGCUAUUAUUAAUAAUUGCUUUUUAAAAAGUUCUCAUUAAUGAGUGCUAGCCCCUCUCACUCCACUGUUAGCUUCCUACUUCUUAUGAGUCCUAGGACCCUUUUUGCCUUAUUAGCCAAACUCCUACACUGAAAGACUUUUAACACCCCAGCAGGCAGUUAGCAGCACACCAGCAACUCUGGGUUCUGAACAUGGCUCAACCAGAGAUUGACCAUCUCACAAUGGAGAAGUAAUCUCACCUAACCCUGAGCCUAAAUUCCUGUCUUUCUAAACUGGGGAUAGUGAUACCUGCUGUGCAGCCCUCACAAAACGACUACAAAAAUACUGUGUGAAAGUACUCCAACUGUAGGCCUCUUCGCAGAUAGGAGACGCUAACUACUAACACAGCCUCUGUUAAAACCAAAAACCUGUUGCAGUCGAGUCAGUUCCGACUCAUAACACUAUAAGACAGAGUAGAACUGCUCCACAGGGUUUCUGAGGAGUGGCUGGUAGACUCGAACUGCCAACUUUUUAUUUUGGUCAGCAGCUGAGCUCUUAACCACUGUCCCACCAGGGCUCCAUAGUGGUUUAGGCCUGGGAAAAGAGAGGCAGAGAUCCAGGGAAGUUGUUACAACUGUAAAAAUAAGAAAUCCAAGGGGCAGUAAGUGGCCAGCACAUUCCUUGGUGCCCAAGAACGUCAUGCACGAGGGGCAUGAUACCAGCAAAGCUGAGAACUGACCUUGGCAUGACCCAGGACCUCCCUCACUCUCAGUCUCAAAUGACUAAGGAUGUUGCUACCUUAGCGCAUGUACCAAAAGGGCAAUGAGGGUAAAGAAAAGGAAAGGAGAAAAUGUCCCUGCUGUUCAGCUUUCAUACAUGCUUACUUACCUCAAGAGCUGAAAUCUCUGUAAAGCAGCUGCUUUUGCUAUGGCACAUAUUUUCCUGAGCCAUCUUCUGCUGUUUGAUAUCAAGCAUUGCAAGGGCCUCCAAGUACUGCUGAUUCAAAACUAGGAAGAAGCAUGUAAAAACAAGUGAUGAGGUCUAAUGACAGUUUUAUCUAGUCUAGUUAUACCAACAGCAUAUAUUCAUUUCUCAUAGGCAGUAUAUAUAAAACAGACAUGACCCACAGGAGCUAGCCCUGUCCAGAAAAUUAAACACAGGACUAGUAGGUGUCAAGUGAGAUAAUACAUAUGUAAUUACAUACUGGUAAUAAACAGAAUUACAUUUGAUUCUCAGUUGCUCUUCGAAAAUUUGUAGGAUUUUCAAAAAGGGAACAUGCAAAGGCAAAUUAUUCAGAGACUGCAGACACACAUUAACUAGGUGAUAUAUUUAGUAUAAAUGUCAAACAUAACAGCUAUCCAAACUCUAUCAAAUUUUUCUCUUAGUUAAGAGUUUUCACAAGAGUCCCUCAAACCAAACAUUCAGAACCAGAGGUGUCCUGCUAUCCACUGGGUAGUAGGAACAGUAACUUUUCCCCUCUUACUGCAGGGUGAAGCGGUAGGGAAGGGGAGAGGGAGCUGUGGUUAUGAGCAGAGUCUGUCGUGAACAAAGGCGAGGGACCUAAUCUAACACAGGAGGGAGGAGUCGCCAUCUGCUCUCAUCACUGGUCCUGAGGAGCAUCAGCUGUGCGGGUAGAGCUCCCCUGGAGGCACUGACAUAGUUAGUUACGACACUACAGCAAGCGUCUCUCUCUGCCCCACGACCUCACUUACAUCUUUUAUCCCCUCCUGUUUUAAACAUAUCUUUAAAAUAGCUUCUGCUAAGAAAGGAGUGUCAGCAUCUUAAAAUUUUAUUAAAAGUUGGUACCGAACACCUCUUAAUAUCCUUUCAUCAACUUUUAUCAGAAAGCAGCGCAUUUGAUAAGGGGUGUGUGUGUGUGUUUAAAAAUUAAAAUCCCUUUUUUUUUUAAAUUGUGCUUUAGGUGUAAGUUUACAGCUCAAGUUAGUUUCUCAUACAAAAAUUAAAAUUCUUUCAAAUGUCUUGAAAAAUUACGAAUAUUUGUAUUACUGAUAAAGUCACAGAAGACACUGUUCUAUAAUGAGAAAAUGAUCUUGAAUAGCUACAUAAUUAUAUACUUUACCUACUUGUGUCCCAGUGACAGAUAUACCUACUCAGAUUCCUCAAAUAUCUGGUGCUGUACGAUUUUACUUUACACUGAGUAUAAAAACUAAAUGAUGCAUUUCUUCCCUCUAUUAGCCUUAAGAUAUACUACUUCCAAAUACUAGCAUUUUGUCUGUACUGAGAUCUGUGUUCUUAAUAUAGGGCACUAUAUAAAACUAAUUUUUUAACAAUGUUAAAAGGAAUCAUGAAAAUAACACUACUUACUUGCAUUUUCAGACCGUAGCAUUUUAAUUUCUUCUGUUUUCAGUUUUAGAGUUUCUUUGAGGACUACAUUUUCACAGUUCAGUCUGGGGAAAAAAAAAUCCCUCCAAAUAAAUAAUAACACUUCCUACUUGAAUAUUCUUAUUUCCAUAGUCAGAAAACAAAAACCAUAAUAUAAUUUUUCCUACUUCAAAACAGUGUAGAAUUUACCUGUUGCAGAGGUAAAACAACUCUUAUGCUCUUCUUUAUACUUAGUUGAGAAACAGUCAGAAUCAGAAAUAUCUCUAAGACAUCAUUUUGCAUACUCAUUCUUUUUAUCAUGUUUUAAUUCAACUUAACAACCAUUUGAACACCAACUACAUGCUUAGGCCACUUUCAAAAACAUGCACAAAAAAGAUACGCAGGGGUCAAGGUUAACAUCCUGGUAACGGGACAAAUCAACACCAGAAGCCUUCUGAUAUGAUGCACUGGGAAGACCACAUUGCUUCAGUGAUACUCCUGCCAGAAAUGCAUAACUUGAAUUUAAUCCAGAAAUGCCAGGCAUACCCAGGUGUGGGACACUCUAUAAUUGGCCUGUACUACACAAAAAGGUCAAGGUCAUGAAAGACAAAGAACGACGGAGGAAUUAUUUCAGAUUAAAGGAAGUUAAAGUUUAGACGUAACGACCAAACCCAAUGUGGAUUCCGAAGCAGGAAAUAUUUUUUCUCUUUUGCUAUAAGGGCAUUGUUAGAUCAACUGGCCAAAUCUGAGUAAGGUUUGUAGAUUAAAUGAUAGUAUUAUGUCAGUGUUAAUAUCUUGACUCUGAUAAUUAGACUAUGGUUAUGAAAGAGAAUGUCCUUUUUUUUUUUUAAAUAUAAACAAGUAUUUAUUGUAAAAAAACAAAAACCCGUUGCUGUCAAGUUGAUUCUGACUCAGAGCAACCCUACAGAACAGAUUAGAAUUGCCCCGUAGGGUUUCCAAGGAGCAGCUGGUGGAUUUGAACUGCAGACCUUUUGAUUAGCAGCUAAACUCUUAACCACUGUCCACCAGGGUCCAUUUAGGGUACCCAGAACCCAACCCAGUGCCGUCGAGUCAAUUCCAACUCAUUGUAAGAGAGCCUUAUACGUGCAACUUUUAGAUGGUUCAUAAAAAUAUAUAUAUAUACUUACCUAGAGAUAAUGAGAGAAAUAAUGAUAAAGCAAAUAUGGCAAAAAGUUAAAAUUUGAGGAUUCUAGGUAAAGAUUUAUAGGAAUUCUUUGUACUGAUCUAGCAACUUUUCUCUAAGUCUUUAAUUAUUUCAAAAUAAAAAGUUAAAAAAUAAUAAAAACUUAGGCCAUCUAUAAUCCCAAAUAUCAAAUCAACUUCUCAAUGUUUGACUUUAUAAGUAUAUGUUAUAAUUUUAAAGUUACUAAAUAAACUCACACUAAUAAAAGAACAGCUCAAAAGAUUUCUGUUUGAAAAAAUAAACAGUUCCAAUGCUAAAAUAAUUAGGAUUUGGCUCUUUUACUGUAUUUAAAAAUUUAGUUACAUAUUGAAUUUGAAAAAAAAAAAAAAACGUGAAAAUUACCACUAACAGAAAAACAUGGAUAAGCAAAAAGAAAGAAUUUUAUAAUAUUUACAGUUAGCAUAAAGAAAAAGAAAGUCUAACCUACGGUUAAAUUACACACAUUUUAAGGAUUUCCAAAGAAAAACUAUGCGGUAAUAAUAUACAAACCUGUCAUACUUUUGGGUCCAAGAUUCCUCUAAAUUUUUAAAUCUAUUCUGAUCAAAUUCUAUUUCCCACUGCAAGGCAUUUAUUUCCUGUAGAAAGAAAAAUAGUGCUUUCAUGGAAAAUUACUGUCAAUACAUCAUUUGAGGACAUAGUAAAUAGCUGAAAUGAAUUGCUGAAUCAUUUCACAGAAAUGCUUUAAAGAGAAAACAUUUAAUUCUCGCUGAAAAGAGUCUAUCACAAUUGUAAGCUUAUAUAACACACCUCUUUAGCACUCAAAAAGUACUUAAUAUAGAAAAAAAUUUCAAAUUGUCUAGUUUCAAAAUUUGCUGGACUGAACCUGGACUUCUGAGCACCACGACUGCCCCCAUCCCCCACCACCCUCUUGGACUAGCCCAAGGUCCUCCCAUCAAGAGGAGGUAUACUAGGCACAGAAACAUGACUAAGAUAAUUCCUAACUACCUUUUUAGUGAUGAUGAGAUGGUGAAGAAGAAGCAGGCUCCACCAGGCAAGAAGAGGAAUUAAAAACCAAAAAAAUAAACUAGGAAAUGUCGAUUUGUCAGGCCUCCUACUACCUUAGAUUAGGAAAUAAAUGCAACCUUAAUUCUCUCUGACCAUGUGACAGUCUGUUUUGAACUGUAGGCUCCAAAAGGGAAAUGAGCAUAUGAAAUUGAAGCAUACCUAGCAGAGGGUAUGUACAAAUGACAUAUCCAUUACAAUGGUGAUUUGAAGAAAAUUCUAUUUAAAAUUUAUUGGAUUGCACGAAUCUUCUAAAAGUCACACACAUACCUUCUCCAAGGAUCUUUUUUGUUCCACAGUUUUUUGAAGCACUGCCUGGGUAUGACUUGUUGCUUUACCAAACACUGCCUAAGAAAAAUCAAAAUAAUAUUAGUGUAAACUGAAUUUCUAAUGAAUCCUAUAUAAACAGCGAGUUCACAUUUUUAAGAUAAUAGAGAAUUAACUUGAAAUGAGAAUUCCACGGUGACCACCUUUUGUGGACAAUUUGAUAGUUAAGGUAUCAGAUCUUUGGCUCUUUCCCAGGUUCUGCCGUAUAGAAAUUAUGUGAUUCUUAGAAGGAAGUGAAAGGGAUUAAAGAUUAUUAAGGACGUUAUUCAUGCUGCUACUUAUUUAAAUAAUUGAUAUCUCCCAUAUAUGGUAGCAAAUGUUUAAUAAUCAGCUCUCCCCUCAAAAAUGUCUGUGUAUGUAUAUUUGCCCCGAUGUGUCUGUUAGUUUGUCAUACUGUGGGUGCCUGCAUGUUGCUGUGAUGCUGGAAGCUAUGCCCCCAGUAUUCAAAUACCAGCAGGGUCACCCAUGGUGGACAAGUUUCAGCUGAAUGUCCAGACUAAGACAGGCUAGAAAGACCUGGCAGUGUGCUUCUGAAAAAAAAAAAAAAAAUAGCCAAUGAAAACCUUAUGAAUAGCAGUGAAACACUGUCUGAUACAGUGCUGGGAAAUGAGCCCAUCAGGUUGGAGGGCACUCAAAAGACGACGGGGGAAGACCAGCCUCUUCCAAGUAGAGUUGACUUUAAUGACAUGGAUGGAGUCAAGCUUUCAGGACCUUCAUUUGCUGAUGUGGCAUGACUCAAAAUGAGAAGAAGCAGCUGCAAACAUCCAUUAAUAAUAGAAACAUGAAAUGUAUGAAGUAUAAAUCUAGGAAAAUCGGAAAUCAUCAAAAAUGAAAUGGAAUGCAUGAACAUCGAUAUCCUCGACAGUAGUGAGCUGAAAUGGACUGGUAUUGGCCAUUUUGAAUCGUACAAUCAUAUGGUCUACUAUGCCAGGAGUGACAAAUUGAAGAAGAAUGGCAUUGCAUUCACUAUAAAAAAGAAUAUUUCAAGAUCUGUCCCCAAGUACAAAGCUGUCAUUAAUAAGCUAAUAUCCAUUAAAUUUUUUUUUACAAGGAAGACCAGUUAAUACGACUAUUAUUACAAUUUUCACACCAACCACUAAGGCCAAAAAUGAAGAAAUUGAAGAUUUUUUUCCAACUUCUGCAGUCUGAAGUUGAUCAAAGGUGCAAUCAAGACGCAUUGAUAAUUACUGGUGAUUGGAAUAUGAAAGUUGAAAAUAAAGAACUAGUAGUUGGAAAAUAUGGCUGUGGUGACAGAAACAAUGCCAGAGAUCUCGUGAUAGAAUUUUGCAAGACCAAUGACUUAUUCAUUGCAAAUACCUUUUUUCACCAACAUAAAUGGUGACUAUACAUGUGGACCUCACCUGAUGGAACACACAGGAAUCAAAUGACUACAUCUGUGGAAAGAGACAAUGGAAAAGUUAGAACAAGGUGAGAAGCUGACUGUAGAAGAGACCAUCAAUUGCUCAUCUGCAAGUUCAAGCUGAAGCUGAAGAAAAUUAGAACAAGUCCACGAGAGCCAAAGAUUAUCCUUGAGUAUAUCCCACCUGAAUUUAGAGAUCAUCUCAAGAAUAGAUUUGAUGCACUGAACGCUAAUGACUGAAGACCAGGUGAGUUGUGGGAUGACAUCAAGGACAUAAUACACGAAGAAAGCAAGAGGCCAUUAAAAAGUCAGGAAAGAUCCUAGAGAAAUAAGAGCCUUUACACGAACAGAUAUAUGCACACCCAUGUUCACUGCAGCACUGUUUACAAUAGCAAAAACAUGGAAGCAACCAAGGUGCCCAUCAACGGAUGAAUGGAUAAAUAAAUUAUGGUAUAUUCACACAAUGGAAUACUACGCAUCAAUAAAGAACAGUGAGGAAUCUGUGAAACAUUUCAUAACAUGGAGGAACCUAGAAGGCAUUAUGCUGAGUGAAAUUAGUUGCAAAAGGACAAAUAUUGUAUAAGACCACUAUUAUAAGAACUUGAGAAAUAGUUUAAACUGAGAAGAAAACAUUCUUUUGUGGACACGAGAGGAGGGAGGUUGGGAGAGGGGUAUUCACUAAUUAGUUGGUAGAUAAGAACUACUUUAGGUGAAGGCAAAGACAGCACACAAUACAGGGGACGUCAGCACAAUUGGACUACACCAAAAGCAAGAAGUUUCCUGAAUAAACUGAAUGCUUCGAAGGCCAGUAUAGCAGGGGCAGGGGUUUGGGGACCAUGAUUUCAGGGGACAUCUAAGUCAAUUGGCAUAAUAAAAUCUAUUGAGAAAACAUUCUGCAUCCCACUUUGAAGAGUGGCAUCUGGGGUCUUAAAGGCUAGCAAACAGCCAUCUAAGAUGCAUCAAUUGGUCUAACCUACCUGGAUCAAAGGAGAAUGAAGAACACCAAGGACACAAGGCGAUUACGAGCCCAAGAGACAGAAAGGGCCACAUGAACCAGCAACUACAUCAUCCUGAGACCAGAAGAACUAGAUGGUGCAAGGCUACAACCGAUGACUGCCCUGACAGGGAACACAACAGAGAACCCCUGAGGGAGCAGGAGAGCAGUGGGAUGCAGACCCCAAAUUCUCAUAAAAAGACCAGACUUAAUGGUCUGACUGAGACUGGAAGGACCCCGGUGGUCAUGGCCCCCAGACCUUCUGUUGGCCCAAUAUGGGAACCAUUCCCAAAGCCAACUCUUCAGACAUGGAUUGGACUGAACAGUGGGUUGGAGAGGGAUGCUGGUGAGGAGUGAGCUUCUUGGAUCAGGUGGACACUUCAGACUAUGUUGGCAUCUCCUGCCUGCAGGGGAGGUGAGAGGGUGGAGGCGGUUAGAAGCUGGUGAAAAGAACAGGAAAAGAGAGAGUGGAGGGAGAGAUCAGGCUGUCUCGUUAGGGGGAGAGUAAUUGGGAGUAUGUAGCAAGGUGUGUAUACGUUUUUAUGUGAGAGACUGACUUGAUUUGUAAACUUAAAGCACAAUAAAAAUUAUUUUAAAAAAAAGGAAAGAAAGAUAAGACCAAAAUGGAUGUCAGAAGAGAAACUGAAACUUGCUCUUGAAUAUCAAGUAGCUAAAGCAAAUGGAAGAAAUGAUGAAGUAAAAGAUCUGAACAGAAGAUUUCAAAGGGCAGCUAGAGAAGACAAAGUAAACUAUUAUAAUGUCAUGUACAAAGACCUGGAAUUAGAAAACCAGAACGGAAGAACACGCUCAGCAUUUCUCGAGCUGAAAGAACUGAAGAAAAAAUUCAAGCCUCAAGUUGCAGUAUUGAAGGAUUCUAUGGAGAAAAUAUUAAACGAUGCAGGAAGCAUCAAAAGAAAAUGGAAAGAACACAGUCACUGCACCAAAAGGAACUGGUCAACAUUCAAUCAUUUCAGAAGGUAGCACGUGAACAAGAACUGAUGGUGGUACUGAAGGAAGAAGUCCAAGCUGCACUGAAGGCAUUGGCGAAAAACAAGGCUCCAGAAUUGACAGAAUACCGAUUGAGAUGUUUCAACAAAUGGAUGCAGCACUGGAGAUGCUCGUCUAUGCCAAGAAAUUUGGAAGACAGCUACUUGACUGACCAACUGGAAGAGAUCCAUAUUUAUACCUAUUCCAAAGAAAGGUGAUCCAACAGAAUGUGGAAAUUAUCAAACAAUACCAUUAAUAUCAAACACGAGCAAAAUUUUGCUGAAGGUCAUACAAGAGCAGUUGCAGCAGUACAUUAACAGGGAACUGCCAGAAAUUCAAGCCGGAUUCAGAAGAGGACAUAGAAGGAGGGAUAUCAUUGCUGAUGUCAGAUGGAUCCUGGCUGAAAGCAGAGAAUACCAGAAGGAUGUUUACCUGUGUUUUAUUGACUAUGCAAAGGCAUUUGACUGUGUGAAUCAUAACAAAUUAUGGAUAACACUGUAAAGAACGGGAAUUCCAGAACAUUUAAUUGUGCUCAUGAGGAACCUGUACAUAGACCACAAGGCAGUUGUUCAGACAGAACAAGAGGAUACUGCAUGGUUUAAAGUCAAGAAAGGUAUGCAUCAGGGUUGUAUCCUUUCAUCAUACUUAUUCAAGCUAUAUGCUGAGCAGAUAAUCUGAGAAGCUGGACUAUAUGAACAAGAACAGGGUAUCAGGAUUGGAGGAAGACUCAUUAACAACCUGCAUUAUGCAGAUGAUAAAACCUUGCUUGCUUAAAGUGAAGAGGACUUGAAACACUCAUGAAGAUCAAAGACCACAGCCUCCAGUAUGGAUUACACCUCAACAUAAAGAAAACAAAAAUCCUCACAACUGGACCAAUAAGCCACAUCAUGAUAAAUGGAGAAAAAAUUGCAGUUGUCAAGGAUUUCAUUUUACUUGGAUCCACACGUCAACACCCAUGGAAGCAGCACUCAAGAAAUCCAAUGACGUAUUGCUGCAAAAGACCUCUUUAAAAAGCAAAGAUACCAAUUUAAGGACUAAGGUGCACCUGACCCAAGCCAUGGUGUUUUUAAUCACCUCAUAUACACACAAAAGAUGAACAAUGAAUAAGGAAGACCAAAGAAGAAUUGACACCUUUGAAUUAUGGUGUUGGUGAACAAUCUUCAAUAUAGCAUGAACUGCUAAAAGAACGAACAAAUCUGUCUUAGAAGAAGUACAGCCAGAAUGCUCCUUAGAAGCAAGGAUGGCGAGACUACAUCUCAUAUACUUUGGACCUGUUAUCAAGAAGUACCAGUCCCUGGCGAAGGACAUCAUCCUUGGUAAAGUAGAGGGUCAGUGAAAGAGAGAAGAUCCUCGAUGAGGUGGAUUGACACAGUGGCUGCAACAAUGGGCUUAAGCGUAACAAUUGUGAGGAUGGCACAGAGCCAGGCAGCAUUUCUUUCUGUUGUACACAGGGUUGCUGUGAGUCAGAACUGACUUGAUGGCACCUAACAACAACAACAAUGUAUAUUUGUGUGUGUGUGUGUGUAUAUGUAUACAUAUAUACACGAUAUGUGUAUGCAUUAUGUGUAUAUAUAAAUUGUACUGAUACAAUGAAUGUGAGACAUAUAAUGUAUAAAUAAUAACAAUUGAUCUCACAGAAUGCUUUUGUAAAUUUAUAUCUGUAGUCAGUCUAUGAUCACAGUUGAUGAAUAAGUAUAGUUCAGACCUGAAUGUUGGUUGAUAUUUGGUUUACUUUAAGGAGUAAGAUAAAAGAAGACAUAUGUUGGAACUUCACUCAUUUGUCAAUGCCAUAAGAACAACCUCUUUACUGAAUCAGAUAAUAGUAAAAUGUAAAAUUACUAAGACAUGAUGAGUUUUUAGUACUGUCACCUUUAUUUUUAAUAUAUUUGGCUUUAAGUUUAUGUAACUUAUAAUAAUGGCUAUGCUCAACAAACAGCUAGAACAAUUUCUGGAAAUAUAAGCAUUGGGUUUCAUAAGCUGAUACAGGCUAAUUGCAGCACACCACUGAUUACCUCACAUAAGCUGCACCUUGUUUUGUCAUCUAAAAGGAAAACAAAUGCAAGGGUAAAAAUCAAGAAUGUAAAAAGAGGACAAAGAUAGUGAAGAAUGGGCCAAGAAAUAAAAUCCAAAACAAAAUAAAAAUAAAAACUAUAUUAAUGACCAAGAAGUAUAUGAAAAGAUGCUCAGCACCAUUAGUCAAUAAAAAAAAAAAAAAAAAAAUUGUGUAUGCAAAUCAAAACCACAAAAGGACACCCAGUAGGAAAGGGUGAAAAAAAAAGAAAAUAGCAAGUACUGGAAAAAAUGUAGGGAAACUGGAACCCUCAUACAUCGCUGGGAGUUACAGAAAAUGGUGUUGCCAUUUUGGAGAACAGUACGGCAGUUUCUUAAAAACGUUAAUAAAAAUUGGCUAUGUGACCCAGCAGAGCCCUGGUAGUGCAGUGGUUAAAAGCUUGGCGGCCAACCAAAAGGUGAGCAGUUUGAAUCCACCAUCCACUCCUUGGAAACCCUAUGGGGCAGUUCUGCUCUGUCCUAUAGGGUCGCUAUGAGUUGGAAUCGACUUGACAGCAAGAGUAUAUGACCCAGCGAUUCUACCUCUGGGUAUGCAUGUACUCACAAGUAAUGAAAACAUAUGUCCACACAAGGACCUGUGCACAAAUAUUCCUAACAGUAUUAUUCAUAUAGCCAAAAAGUGGAAACAACCCAAAUGUCCAUCAACUGGUGAAUGGAUAAACAAAAUAUGGUACAUAAUAGAAUAUCAUUUGCAAUAAAAAGGAACAGAAUAUAGAUACAUGCUAAAAUACGCAUAAGCCUCAAAAACAUUCUGAUCAAAAGAAACUAGAUGGAUGACAUCAUAUAUAUUACAUGAUUCUAUUUAUAUGAAAUAUGAAAGGGAAAUCUACAAGACAAAAGUAGAUUAGUGGUUGGAGACACAGGUGUGACUGACUACUAAUGGUAACAGGUUCUCUUUUUAGGGUGAUAGAAAUGUUCUAAAAUUAAAUUGUGGUGUUGGUUGCAUAACUCUGUAAACUUAGUAAAAAGGAACUGAACUGUACACUUAGAAUUAGUGAUGUUUAUGGUACGUAAAUUAUAUCUCAAAGCUGUUAAAAAACUCUAUACCUCAAAAAAAAAAAUCUAUAUUAAGCAUUGUUGCUUUUAUUUUAAAGGCUGAAACCAUACUAUUUUUUUUAUAAUUUAUCUUAUUUUUGUUGUUGAGAUUAUACACAGCAGAACAUACACCAAUUCAACAGUUUCUACAUGUACAAUUCAGUGACGCUGAUAUACUCUUUGAGUUGUGCAACCAUUCUCACCCCCCUUUUCUGACUUGUUCCUCCCCCGUUAACAUAAACUCACUGCCCCCUGAGGUUUCUAUCUAAACUUCUGAGUUCCUGUUGUCAAUUCGAUCCCAUAUAGAUAGUUCUUAAAAAAGCACAAUGCUUAAGGCAGACAUUCUUUACCAGUAAAGCUAAACUAUUGUUUGGUUUUAAGAAGACUUCAGGGAAUAUUUUUGGUUUAAGGUUUAACACUUAUCUCAAGGCAGUAGUUUCAGGAGUUCAUCCAGUCUCCAUGGCUCCAGAAAGUCUGGAAUCCAUGAGAAUUUGAAAUUCUGUUCUGCAUUCUUUUAUAAAAUACCAGCUCAAAAUGUUCAAUAAUGGUAGCCAGGCAUUGUUCAAUUCUUCUUGUCUCUUGGCAAAGCAGGCAGUUGUUCAUGUAAGCAAUUACCCACACAUUUCUUCCUCCUACUCCUGACUCCUUCUUCCUCUGUUGCUCCAGGCAAGUACAGACCAAUUGUGCCUUGAAUGGAAAUGCUGGUGAUGUAGUGAUUAAGAGAUAUGGUUGCUCACCAAAAGGUUGGCAGUUCGAAUCUACCAGGUGUUCCUUGGAAACCCUAUGGGGCAGUUCUACUCCAUCCUAUAGGGUCACUAUGAGUUGGAAUUGACUGGACAGCAAUGGGUUUGGUUUUAUGGGUAUCUUGAAUGGCCAUUUGCAAGCUUUUAAGACCACAGGCACUAUGCAAUGGAUUAGGAGGUAUGGCAGAAACACAAAACACGUUAUUAGGUCAGUUAACUGGGAUGUACCAUGAAAGAUACCACUUAUUAUUGGAAUGUUUAAGUGACUAAAUUUUAAAAGUAACUUCUUACCAUGCUUUGAAGAAUUUUCAAUGCUUCCUCUUUACCUUCAAGUUGUCUUUGACAUGCCUCAAGCUCAGUUUUUAAAACUUCUACUUCCUGAGGGCAGAAAUAAAAUUAGUCUUCCCAUCUACAGAUACACAAUCGAAACAUUAUCAAUUUGGCUAAUGCACAUUUAAUCUUGGCUCAAAGCACUUUGACUUUACAAAUGAAAUUGGAAAUUCUUCUAGGCUUUGUAAGUGUCUAGAGAGGCUGAAAUUGAGAGCCUCACUAUCAGGUGCCAGUUGUGCCCAAAAGCCCAAAUCUUUUGCUUUUACCCAUCUAGGACACACAGCUAAUAGUUUGAGGAAAAAAUAUCUUUAGGCCUCAUAAAAUAAGCACAUGGCCAUCCACACACUAUAUUCAUUUUCACCAUAAGAGUCACAAAUCUACACUAAUAUGGGCUUCCUCCUUCCCAGACCACAGGCACCCUUCAUAGAAACUCCUACUUCCACCAGUCUGGAUGGACUCCUCAAGCCACAGGGAUACUUGUUCUUCUGACUUCAAGGAGGUUAAAUUAAGUCAGGUUGUUUCAAGCCACAUGUACAAGGAAGGCAGAUAAAAAAAAGGAAGUGACAACUAUUUUCUCCAAGAGUAGACUAGAGAAGUAAGGCUGGCAGGGAGAAUAGUGGACACAUUUACAUAAGCAGACUCUCUGAGAGACAAGGAGGAUAGGAAACAGACCAGUUGAAAGAUAUAAGCUUUAGACUGUGGCUUAUUGAGAAUAUCUAGAAAGCCAAUAUUUGCCUUCCAUAUUUUAGUAUUAUUUAAACAAGAUACCUAUCAGCACACUUUAUUCAGAUGAAGAUUUUCGUAUUAGCCAAACUACCUACCUCUAAAGUUUCAUGAAGACGUUGCCUUAAUUCUACGUUUGACAAUUCUGAAUUGGAAUCUAUUUAAAAAAAAAAAAAAAGAACUUAAAAUUUUUCUUAACUAGUUAAAUACAAGAUAUUUGUUUACAAAAUAUCAAAUACAGGUUUCCCCUAAAUUGCAAAGAAAAAAGAAUUGUCAUAAUACAAGUAAUGAUGACAAUAUUUAGCUUACAACAUUUCACAAAUGAAAAUAUAUACUCUGAAUAAAAGUAAUGAAUAAAAACGACUCUAAAUUAAAACCAAGGUUAAUGAUUUGUUAAAUUACUACUUCCUAACACAAUAUAGAAAAGCAUGAAUCCUGGUGGGUAAAACAAAUCUUCUGGGGAUUUGGUUUAAGCCUGAUAGAUACAGUGAUAUGAGUAACUAAGAAAUAACCUGAAUUUAAUUUCCUUCCAAGGAGAAUGACCAGAAGUCUUGCAUAACUUUAAUUAUUCUCUCCUUAAUGUGAUCAAUUGAGAGUUUAAACUGAGCUUCCAAGCAGCUUCAUUUGCAUUGUGGUCUCACUGGCAAUAGAAAAACUUUAAAGUGGUAAGUUGCAAGCAAGAGGGUAAGAAGAAGAGAAAGGAAGAAUACUUUAAGGGACAUUAACAUUUUCUCAAAAUAUUAUUUUUCUUUGAUACUCUGAACUUUCAUCAACAUGACAGUACCAAGGCAAAACCUAAACUAUGUUUUUACUCUGACGAUACAGGAUUUCAUCAAGGAUGGACAGAUGUGACACUGAGUUGGCAAUAACAAAUUCUGUUCUAUUAAUACCUAUGGUAAGGAGAAUAAUGGCUCCUCACAAAUACCCACAUCUUAAUCCCUGGAACCUGUGAAUGUUACCUUGUGUGGCCAAGGGACUCUGCAUAUGUGGUUAAAAUAAGGAUCUUGGAAUGGGGCGGUUAUCCUGGAUUAUCUGGGCGGGCCCAAUCUAACCACAAUGGUCCUUACAAGAGGGAGGCAGGAGAAUCAGAGGAGAUGUGAUGACGGAACCAGAGGUCAGAGAGAGAUUUGAGACACUAUGCAAUCAGCCAAGGAAUGCAGGCAGCCUCUAGAAGCUAGAAAAGGCAAGGAAACAGGCUCUCUCCCAGGCUCCAGAAGGAAGCCACCCUUGCCAACACCUUGACUUUAGCCCAGUGAAACUCAGCACUUCUGACCUUCAGAACUGUAAGAUAAUAAAUUUGUGUUGUUUUAAGUCAUUAAGUUUGUGGUAAUUUGUUACAGCAGCAAUAGGAAACUAAUACAAUACUCUUGCCUAGGGUCACACCAGCUUUGAUAAAAAGACAAAAGUCCAUAACCCAACAAAACAGGCUCAUACUAUUAUCAAGUCCUGUUUAUAUUCCAGCUGUUUUAGCAUACUUUUUUGAAGGCGUCUUAGCAACAUGUUCAGUUUUCAACAUCUUGCUUGCAACAGUACCAUUCUGUUAUGGAAAAGAUAAGGAAUUGAAAGAAUUAUAUAAUACCAUCCUAAUUUCAAGAAGGGUUUUCAACAAUGUGGAUAGAUCGCAGGUUGCAAUGUGUUUUUCUGGAUCUGAAAUCACGUUUCUUAAAUUAUUUGUGUUUUGUUCGAAUUUAUGUUUGUUGACUUUUGGUGGGGAAGUCUCAGGAGAAGUUUUACAACAGGGAUUACAAAAGAUUCAGCAGACAAGAGCUGGCGCCACAGUGCAGGCAGGCACUCAUCCGAUUCCCCACUACUUUGAAGUUACAACAUUCUAUCACAGUAUGAUUCUGAAUUUUAUUCCUUCCUUAGUGUGAGGCAUGCAUCAGAGAAAUGCAAAUCAAAACUACAGUGAGAUUCCAUCUCACUCCAGCAAGGCUGGCAUUAAUUUAAAAAACACAAUAAAUGUUGGAGAGGUUGUGGAAAGACUGGAACACUUACACACUGCUGGUGGGAAUGUAAAAUGAUACAACCACUUUGGAAAUCCAUUUGCCGCUUCCUUAAAAAGCUAGAAAUAGAACUACCAUACGAUCCAGCAAUCUCACUCCUUGGAAUAUAUCCUAGAAAAAUAAGAGCCUUUACACAAACAGAUAUAUGCACACCCAUGUUCAUUGCAGCACUGUUUAUAAUAGCAAAAAGAUGGAAGCAACCAAGGUGCCCAUCAACAGAUGAAUGGAUAAAUAAAUUAUGGUAUAUUCACACAAUGGAAUACUACGCAUCGAUAAAGAACAAUGACGAAUCUGUGAAACGUUUCAAUACAUGGAGGAAUCUCGAAGGCAUUACGCUGAGUGAAAUUAGUCAAGUUGCAGAAAGGCAAAUAUUGUAUGAGACCACUAUUAUAAGAACUCGAGAAAUAGAUUAAAUAGAGAAGAAAAUAUUCUUUGAUGGUUACAAGAGUGGAGAGGGAGGGAGGGAGAGAGGUAUUUACUAAUUAGAUAGUAGACAAGAACUAUUUUAGGUGAAGGGAAAGACAACACACAGUACAGGAGAGGUCAACACAACCUGACUAAACCAAAAGCAAAGAAGUUUCCUGAAUAAGCUGAACUUUCGAAGGCCAGCGUAGCAGGGGCAGGGUUUUGGGGACCAUGGUUUCAGGGGACAUCUAGGUCAAUUAGCAUAACAAAAUCUAUCAAGAAAACAUUCUGCAUCCCACUUUGGAGAGUGGCAUCUGGGGUCUUAAACGCUAGCACGUGGCCAUCUAAGAUGCAUCAAUUGGUCUUAACCUACCUGGAGCAAAGGAGAAUGAAGAACACCAAAGAUACAAGGUAAUUAUGAGCCCAAGAGACAGAAAGGGCCACAUACAUCAGAGACGACAUCAUCCUGAGGCCAGAAGAAUUAGAUGGUGCCCAGCUACAACUGGGAUGACUUCCUUGACAGGGAACACAACAGAGAACCCCUGAGGGAGCAGACCUCAAGUUCUGUAAAAAGAGCAGACUUAAUGGUCUGACUGAGACUAGAAGGACCCCGGAAGUCAUAGUCCCCAGACCUUCUGUUAGCCUAAGACAGGAACCAUUCCCAAAGCCAACUCUUCAGACAGGGAUUGGACUGGACUAUGAAAUAGAAAAUGAUACUACUGAGGAGUGAGCUUCUUAGAUCAAGUAGACACAUGAGACUAUGUGGGCAGCUCCUGUCUGGAUGGGAAAUGAGAGGGUAGAGGGGGUCAGAAGCUGGCCAAAUGGACAUGAAAAUGGAAAGUGGAAAGAAGGAGUGUGCUGUCUCAGGGGGAGAGCAACCACGAGUAUAAAGGAAGGUGUAUAUAAAUUUUUGUAUAAGAGCCUGACUUGAUUUGUAAACUUCUACUUAAAGCACAAAAAAAAAAAAAAAAAAAUGAGGCAUGAAUUUCUUUUUGGUAUGGUAAAUUAAGUUGUGGUUUUGUUUUGAAAAUUUUUUAGGAUUUUAUGACAUCUCUAAAAUAACUGGAAGCAUUGUGUAGGUUAUUUGUAGGUUUAUUUUCUGUCUCCUCUACUAGAAUGUAAACUCCAUGACAUUAGGGCCUUUGGCUGUUUCGUUCACUGAUAUUAUUCCUACUGCCUAAAAAAUAUUUGUUGAAUAUGAAAAAAAAAAAAAAGGAAUAA